Messenger RNA from Trichoderma atroviride IMI 206040, 1332 nucleotides. RefSeq lists its product as uncharacterized. Gene Ontology annotation, cellular component: cytoplasm. The record is from RefSeq and is a predicted model, not a curated record. NCBI's taxonomy places the organism in Eukaryota, Fungi, Ascomycota, Sordariomycetes, Hypocreales, Hypocreaceae.
AUGUCAUUGAGCGACCAUCCCAAAGCAUAUGGCACGGCAGCCAUAGCCGUUGCCUUCACGGCCGGCAUCGUCGCUACCCUGGGCUUCAAAGAGCUGUAUCCCGAGCUGGAGUCCCGAUAUCAACAUAAAACAUUUCGGCGUAAACCCAGCAAUGUGCGAUCAACGGAUCCUCGAAGAAGCAGUUUCUUCUGGAUGGCACCGGUGCAGCUGGAAGAUCAUGAGCCGGCGCCAUCGUCAUCUCGUGCCCCGGAGAUUGCAUCCAACGGCAUUGAAGGAUGUAUCGGCAACACGCCCCUCAUCGAGAUCCCUUCUCUUUCUCAAGCUACCGGCCGCAUCAUUCUUGCCAAGGCCGAGUUUCUCAACGGUGCAGGCAACAGCCCCAAGGAUCGAGUAGCGCUUAAUAUGAUUUUGGAGGCUGAGAAACAGGGACUCUUGACGCCUCAUCAAGGCGACACCAUCUAUGAGGGAACAGUAGGCAGCACGGGCAUUUCUCUUGCGACUCUGGCCCGCGCAAAGGGAUACAAAGCCCAUAUUUGCAUGCCUGAUGACCAAGCCUUUGAAAAAUCAGACCUUUUGAUUCACCUGGGCGCGACCGUUGAGAGAGUUGCUGUCGCACCUAUUACCAGCCCCGAUCACUUUGUGAACCUGGCCCGAAGGCGCGCCAUUGAGCAUACGCAAUCAUCCACAGAUGGCAGCAAAGGCUUCUUUGCGAACCAAUUCGAAACCGAGUCCAACUGGCAAGCCCAUGCCGUCAGCACAGGCCCGGAGAUCUACCAGCAGACAGAUGGUAAUCUCGACGCAUUCGUUGCUGGUGCCGGAACAGGUGGCACGAUAUCAGGAGUGGCGAGGUACUUGAAGCUGGAUGCAAAGAUGAGCAAUCUCAAGGUCGUUCUGGCAGAUCCCCAGGGAAGCGGGCUGUACAACAAGAUCAAGCACGGCGUCAUGUAUUCGUCUACUGAGAAGGAGGGCACCCGGCGGAGACAGCAAGUUGACACAAUGGUGGAAGGAAUCGGUAUUAACCGGGUGACGAACAAUUUUGAAAUCGGCAGAGAUUUGCUCGACGAUGCCGUCAAAGUGACGGACGAUCAAGCUUGUCGCAUGGCUAGGUGGCUUGUCGAAAAUGACGGCAUCUUUGUGGGCAGCAGCAGCUCCGUCAACUGUGUUGCAGCUGUUGUCACCGCAAUGAGGCUUCCUCCUGGAAGCAGGGUCGUCACUCUGCUGUGCGAUUCUGGUACUCGGCAUUUGAGCAAGUUCUGGAAGAAUAUCAAAGAAAUGGGCCUGGAGGAAGAGGAGGCCACGGAUCUCUUUACUGAGUUGGGAAUAUCAGAAUAA